GGGAGGGGAGUCCUGAUGUUCAAAUGGCACAAAGAAAGAGACCUUGAAGUCUGCACAGCCAUGCUUUACCAGACAUGUCACUGGCACAGUCAUAUCAAUCUUCAUCUCUAAAGGAGGAUAGAAAGUGUAAUAAGCCGAAAGCAAAGACGGUGUCUGAAUGCAACUCUAAGGAGCGAUGCAUGCUGCCUAAAAGCACAUGCUAAAGCAGCUUCCCAGCAUUACUGCUCUUUUGUACAUUGACACAAAGGAAUGUACUGCUGCAUUCUGCUUUCCUUUCUAGCUGUAGAGCAACUCCUCACUGACUUUUCUAACUGUUCAGGCUGCAGCUCCUUCAAUCCUAUGUGGUCCUUGGAACAGAGGCUUCAGCUUCCCUCUUGCUCUUCCUGUUGCACCUAGCCCUGAGGGACGGUUAUCUACUGCCUUAAGCUACUUGGCAUCGUCUCGUUUGUGCUUCUAGCAGUUCAAAACCAGCAUGUUCUACCUUUCUCAUUCUUCCCUUGGAUGUAGUGGAAGAGUUUCCAGAAGCCCUGGCGCAAUGCUUCUUUCUGGGUCUCUCCUCUGAUGACUGUGCUGACCCAUUUAGCUGUUUCAUACUGGCGCAGUUCAUAAUCGUUUGCCUGGAAGGUAGCAAAAGUCACAGUAACCACAAGGUGAAUACUAACGAUGACACAAAUGGCUACUCUUGCCAAAUCAGCCUGGAAGGAUUGUGAUUAAAUAACCCCAGGCAGCCUGGUAGCUGCAGUUACAGGUGUACCCCCAGGGUCAAACUCUGACACUUCCAUUGCAAAGCCGUGCUGUUCUGCCUUAGAUGGAGCUCGUCAGAGCUUAGGAGUAGGUGUGCUUGUUGCCCCAUUUGCAGUUAGGCAUGAACAGUGUAGGAACACUUCCUUCGUGCUCGUUCUCAGACUGAGAAUCCUAAAUCCACCCCAACAAUGGAGAACUCUGUUCUCCUGGCCUUUAGGAGUUACCGUUGUCUCUGCUGGGUUCCACCGAGGGGACUGCAGAUCCAGGGACAGAAAUGUUUGCUUGAAGGAUUUGAUCAUCUUGGUGGAGCUGAAAGGCAGACACAGUUCAUUGGCCUCUCCAGUCAAUGCAGUAUAAAUGGGGUAUGAGAAAACACGAGGACUUUUCUGCUAAAUUUAAGGUUUUCCUCAGCCUCUGGUCUCCAACCUAUCAGUAACACAUGCACCGAAGUGACUGAUUAAGUUCAGGCAAAGACCAGACAGCUUCUGAAAGGUAAUUGUCCCUGAAAUUGUGAUGGGCUUGGCUUCCACCCCUUAUCCUUAGGGUUUCAACAAAAAGACAUGAUAUCUUUUUAGCCGUGAGGGAACAGAGAAAUAAGACCAUGAAACCAUGGCUAGGCUGCUGUUGGAGUGUUCAUCAUUCACUGUAAGCUGCCUUGCUUCCCUGUGAAGUGAGGGCAUUUCCUGGCUGCAAAACAGAAGGUGGAAAUCAUCCUGCAAGUGAAAUGGACCUGAGCAGUUAAACCACUUUGCACCUGGAUGAAAAGGUACCAGUGUUGGUGGCUGCUGUAGUAGUGAUGGUGUACAUAACAUUAUUGGAAAUCUCACAGGUGUUGAUGCUUUUCUUAAAGACCAUCCAGAGUCUGGUGACUGGGCGAGAUUUUUAUUUAUGACUAUGUAGCUGCUUUCUUAGCUAGCCUUCAUGUGGAAGGAAAAUGCUGAAAACAUGAAAACUCAACUUCCCCUCACUGUCCCAAAAUAAUCAAAACCACUACUGAAAUAGUGAUAGCUCAUUAAGUCUUACCUUGAAAUAUUUGGAGCCUUGGUUUAUCAUUUUUGUCAACACCGGGCAGAUAGCACUACACAACUACAUCCAGAGAAAGUCUCUGCUUUCUGUUACAUUACAAUAUCCUUAGCAUGCACCUCACAUUGCAAAGGCAGCAUGCCAUUAAUUCAGCAAGGUUCUUGAUACUUAGAUCGUAGCGCAUUGUCUUCUCAGAGCACGACUUUAUUGUGUAUUUCUUGGGCAGCAGAAGCAGCUUUGGGGUUAAUUUUCAUUUCUGUGCCUCCUCAGCUGUUUAUAGCUGCCCACACAAGAAGCCGUUGAUUGCUCUGUGACUCGUGACCACUUUUUUCACAGGCUUUCAUGAAUACUAAAUUCAAGGUGCUAUAACUGACAGCAUCUCCCACUUCCAGCAGCAGGUAUGCAGCACUGCUCUGAGAGGCAAGGUGAAAUCAUGCCACCUCAGAUUACUGACAGUGUCGAUUCUUGAAGUCCACAAGAGUGUUUCAGUUUGCUGAAUGACGGUGGUACCUCACACAACGGAUGGACCACCUGCAAUCCAUGAUAAGCAUUUUUUACAGUCUUCAAGCACCUCCAGAGAUUAUGAUGAUGUGGAAAUUCAGCAGGGCGUUUUGGAGAAGAAGCUGCUACUUGGCAGGCACUGCAUCGGAGCUAAAGGCAUGCAGAGGCAUUUGCUUGUGUCAGACAGCUCAAUGACACCCAGAAAGAAGCUCGAGGGUCUCGUGGCAGCUACAAUCACUCCCAUGACUCCCGAUGGACAAGUCAAUCUUUCAGUGAUUCGCCAAUAUGUGGAUUACCUGGUAAGCGAGCAGAAUGUGAAGAACAUCUUUGUGAAUGGCACCACAGGAGAAGGCCUGUCCCUUAGCAUCCAGGAGAGGAAGCAGUUGGCAGAAGAAUGGGUGCGCCAAGGAAAAGACAAACUAGAUCAUGUGAUCAUUCAUGUGGGAGCACUAAGUCUACCAGAGUCCCAAGACCUGGCAAGACACGCAGCAGCCAUAGGUGCUAGUGGUAUUGCUGUAAUAGCCCCCUUCUUCUUCAAACCCACAAACAAAGAUGAACUGGUUGCUUUCUUACAGAAAGUUGCAUCUGAAGCCUCUGGGGUUCCAUUUUAUUACUAUCACAUUCCUCCUCUGACGGGUGUAAAGAUUCGUGUUGAAGAGUUGCUGGAUGGAAUAAGAGAGCAGAUCCCCACCUUCCAGGGUGUGAAGUUUAGUGACACAGACCUCUUGGACCUUGCACAGUGCAUAAACAAGAAUGAGAGCGAACAGUUUGCAUUUCUCUAUGGGGUGGAUGAGCAACUGUUGGGUGCACUGGCAGUAGGGGCAAACGGAGCAGUUGGAAGCACAUACAACUAUUUGGGUAGAAAAACCAAUCUGAUGUUGCAAGCUUUUGCAAAGCCAGACCAUGCAUUAGCACAAAAGUAUCAGUUUCUCAUUGGGGAAUUUCUCAACUUUGUCAUCAAACUAGGUUUUGGUGUUGCACAGACGAAAGCUGUAAUGACUUUUGUUUCUGGCAUCCCCAUGGGACCUCCCCGGCCUCCGCUUGUUAAUGCCUCUGAGGAGUUCAUUGCCAAGGCCAAAGCCAAGCUGGAUAGCAUCGCAUGGCCUGGUGGUGACUGACUUCACUCCCUUGUCGGUCUGGAAGUAGAGGCUCCUUUUCUGGGAUUCACCAUCACUUGGCACAUUCCCCAGGAGAUGGUUUGGCUGUGAUUUCUUUCAGGGAGUUGGCAGCGUGCCUGAGCCUCAUCUGGCACAGCUGGCACAUGCGUAGCCGCCUUCUUGUGUAACUCUGCUCUGCUGCCCUGGAGCUCUGCACUGCCCAGGAACGGCUGGUGUCUUAAAAAAAAAAAUUAAAAAAUAAAAAA
Messenger RNA from Cygnus atratus (black swan), 3631 nucleotides. RefSeq names its product N-acetylneuraminate pyruvate lyase (gene NPL). Bases 2265 to 3386 code for a protein of 373 amino acids. The transcript is spliced from 14 exons. Gene Ontology annotation, molecular function: N-acetylneuraminate lyase activity; 4-hydroxy-tetrahydrodipicolinate synthase activity. Gene Ontology annotation, biological process: N-acetylneuraminate catabolic process. The record is from RefSeq and is a predicted model, not a curated record. NCBI's taxonomy places the organism in Eukaryota, Metazoa, Chordata, Aves, Anseriformes, Anatidae.